Messenger RNA from Prosopis cineraria, 833 nucleotides. RefSeq lists its product as uncharacterized. The coding region runs from base 166 to 546 and encodes 126 amino acids. The transcript is spliced from 3 exons. The record is from RefSeq and is a predicted model, not a curated record. Lineage: Eukaryota; Viridiplantae; Streptophyta; Magnoliopsida; Fabales; Fabaceae.
GGAGGAAUAACUUGUAGGGAAGACAUAUGCGACGGAGGAGUUGUAACUGGCGGCCUCUGUGAUCGACGAAAGUCACUUGAACAACGUGUCGAUGGAAGAUGCACCUUGCACCGGUCUCCACACUAGAGGAACCCAUCAGGUUUUGCAAAUCUUAUUUUCACUCCAAUGACAAAGAAGAGUUCUAAAAAAUCCUCAAGACAAGCACAAGAGACUACUGUUGCAGAAGAGCAAAAACCAUCUCCAGCACAUAAAAAACAAGGUAGUGAGAUUGACGAGAUAUUUGCAGGGAAAAAACGGAAGAAAUCUGAAGCGAAAAAAACAGAAACAUCUCAAUAUGUAGCUAAGAAACCCAAGAAAUCAAAGAAGAAUGUGAGGAAGAAAAGCAAAGGGUCAGCAGGUGUUGGAGAUUUUCCAGACCCACCUUCUGGACCUAGAAAAACAACAGAGGAUGGGCUUGCCAUCUACACUGAAGAGGAGUUGGGUAUCAACAAAGCAGAAGCUGGAACUACCCCACUCUGUCCAUUUGAUUGCUCCUGUUGCUUCUGAUGACAGCAAUCAUUUUUUUCCUCUGAUAUACAUUGUAGGAUCUAUACACCCAGACCUUGGCAGUCUGGCACACAGCAAUCAACUUUUAUGCUUGAAUAAAGUUUCAAUGUGAUUCAUAGAUACACUAUAGUUUAUUUUUUGCGAUUGAAAUUAGGUAGCUUAUUGAUUAUUAGCAACCAAAAAAAAAAAAAAAUAUAGGUGCUUCAAUCCCGCGACAGUGUGUAUCUGUUGUAUUUCCAUAUUUUGCAUACUAUGUCAUUAUACCAUUCCAGUCAGUUUCAUGUGCU